This is a messenger RNA of Heterostelium album PN500, 705 nucleotides long. RefSeq names its product carbohydrate-binding family 9-like protein. Bases 1 to 705 code for a protein of 234 amino acids. The record is from RefSeq and is a predicted model, not a curated record. The transcript has 2 exons. NCBI's taxonomy places the organism in Eukaryota, Evosea, Eumycetozoa, Acytosteliales, Acytosteliaceae.
AUGUAUAAAAAUCAAAUAUUGAUUAUUAGUAGUUUGCUUUUGGUUUGUGUGUGUUUUGCAGUUGCAGUGAACCCACCACCAUCUCUAGAAAUUUCGAGAUGUGGUACAUCAGGUAGCUUCGUCAGUAAUUUCAUUUUGGAUAGUGGUGUCGGUCUAGCAGUACAACAAACGGUUGUCAAUCUCUGCUACGAUAACGAUAAUCUCUAUUUGAAACCGUUGUGCUACGAUGACAACAUCGUAUCAAACUACACUCUAUGUAAUGAACAUCUCUACAACUACGAUGUCUUUGAAGUAUUCCUCUCGGUGGGUCAUCAACAACCAACCAACUACCUAGAAGUAGAGCUAUCACCAAGAGGUGUAUUGUUUGUUGCUCAAGUUGCAAAUACCGAUGAUAGUUGUAGUGGCAUUACAGAUACAUUGAUUGGAUGUCCAGAGUCAGAGAUUGAGUAUUCAGCUCAAGUCAUUCCAAAUCUUGGAUACCAAGGCUUCCUCUCAAUUCCAUUUGCCACCAUUCAGAAUGCCACCUAUCCAAAUGGAGCUGUUGAGCAGUCAUCAUCGUUUAACACUCAGUACAGAAUGAAUAUGUAUCGUGUCGACUUUCCAACAACAACAUCACCAACUGAAUAUUCAUGCUGGAGUCCAACAUUUAUGAACCCACCAUGUUUUCAUGUGCCUUCAACAUUUGGAUACAUCACUUUAGUUUAG